Messenger RNA from Dujonia railenensis, 2595 nucleotides. Lineage: Eukaryota; Fungi; Ascomycota; Pichiomycetes; Serinales; Debaryomycetaceae. The record is from the annotation of a GenBank genome assembly.
AUGUAUGUUUAUAAGAGAGAUGGCCACAAGGAGCCAGUCCGUUUCGAUAAGAUCACUGCCAGAGUGCAAAGAUUAUGUUAUGGUUUAGAUACCGAUCAUGUCGACGCUGUUGCCAUCACACAAAGAGUUAUUUCCGGUGUUUAUCAAGGUGUCAACACCAUUGAAUUGGACAACUUAGCUGCUGAAACUGCUGCUUACAUGACCACAAUCCAUCCAGAUUACGCUAUUUUAGCUGCUAGAAUUGCUGUUUCCAACUUACACAAGCAGACUACAAAGCAAUAUUCUCAAGUGUCUAAGGAGUUAUACGAAUAUAUCAACCCAAAGACCGGUUCCCACGCUCCUAUGAUCUCUGAUGAAGUUUAUGCAAUUAUCCAAAAGCACGCUGACGAGUUGAACUCGGCAAUUGUUUUUGACCGUGAUUUCAACUACAACUACUUCGGCUUUAAGACCUUGGAGAGAUCUUACUUGUUAAGAAUCAACGGAAAGGUAGCUGAAAGACCUCAACAUAUGAUUAUGAGAGUCGCCUUGGGUAUACACGGUGAUGACAUCGAAAGAGUCAUUGAGACCUAUAACAUGAUGUCUCAAAGAUUCUUCACCCAUGGCUCUCCUACUUUAUUUAACGCCGGUACCCCUAACCCUCAGAUGUCCUCAUGUUUCCUCGUGGCCAUGAAGGAAGAUUCCAUCGAUGGUAUCUAUGACACUUUAAAGACCUGUGCCUUGAUUUCUAAGAGUGCUGGUGGUAUUGGAUUACAUAUCCAUAACAUCAGAUCUACCGGUGCUUACAUUGCUGGUACUAACGGUACCUCCAACGGUAUCAUUCCAAUGGUUAGAGUCUUUAACAACACUGCUAGAUACGUAGACCAAGGUGGUAAUAAGAGACCUGGUGCCUUUGCCUUAUACUUGGAACCAUGGCACGCGGAUAUCUUCGACUUCAUUGAUAUCAGAAAGAACCACGGUAAGGAAGAAAUCAGAGCUAGAGAUUUAUUCCCUGCAUUGUGGAUCCCAGAUUUAUUCAUGGAAAGAGUUGAACAAAAUGGUGAAUGGACCUUAUUCUCUCCUAACGAAGCUCCUGGUUUACCAGAAGUUUACGGUGACGAAUUUAAGCAAUUAUAUGAAAAGUAUGAGCGUGAAGGUAAGGGUAGAAAGACCAUCAAGGCACAAAAAUUGUGGUACGCCAUCUUGGAAGCACAAACUGAAACUGGUACUCCAUUUAUGUUAUAUAAGGAUGCCUGUAACUUAAAGACCAACCAACAGAACUUGGGUACCAUCAAGUCUUCCAACUUAUGUUGUGAAAUUGUUGAAUACUCUGCACCAGAUGAAGUUGCUGUUUGUAACUUAGCUUCCAUUGCAUUACCAUCAUUCGUUGAAAAGGAUGGUGAUAGUUCAUGGUACAACUUCGAAAGAUUACAUGAAGUUUCAAAGAUUGUUACUAGAAAUUUGAAUAGAAUUAUUGACCGUAACUAUUACCCAGUUCCAGAAGCUGAAAACUCAAAUAAGAGAAAUAGACCAAUUGCCUUGGGUGUUCAAGGUUUAGCUGAUGCAUUCAUGGCAUUAAGAUUGCCAUUCGACUCACCAGAAGCCAAGGAAUUAAAUAUUCAAUUAUUCGAAACCAUUUAUCAUGGUGCUGUUGAAGCGUCCAUUGAAUUGGCUCAAACUGAAGGUCCUUAUGUGACCUAUGAAGGUUCCCCAGCUUCCAAGGGUUUAUUACAAUUUGAUUUAUGGAAUAGAAAGCCAACCGAAUUAUGGGAUUGGGAUUCAUUAAAGGCUAAGUUAGCAAAGCAUGGUUUAAGAAACUCAUUAUUGGUUGCUCCAAUGCCAACUGCUUCUACUUCACAAAUUUUAGGAAACAACGAGUGUUUCGAACCUUACACCUCAAAUAUUUAUUCAAGAAGAGUCUUAGCAGGUGAAUUCCAAAUUGUUAACCCAUAUUUAUUAAGAGAUUUGGUUGACUUGGGUCUUUGGAACGAUAACAUGAAGAACAACAUUAUUUCUAACAAUGGUUCAGUUCAAGGAUUAGCCAAUGUUCCGGAUGAAAUCAAAGCCUUAUACAAAACUGUUUGGGAAAUCUCUCAAAAACAUAUUAUUGAUAUGGCUGCAGACAGAGCAGCAUUUAUUGAUCAAUCUCAAUCAUUAAAUAUUCACAUCAAGGAUCCAACUAUGGGUAAGUUGACCUCUAUGCAUUUCUAUGGAUGGAAGAAGGGUUUAAAGACUGGUAUGUACUAUUUGAGAACACAAGCAGCAGCUGCCGCUAUUCAAUUUACUGUUGAUCAAGAUUCUGUUAAAGCCGCAGGUAAUACCAUUGCAUCAUUAAAUAAAUUAAAACAAAGAAAAUACAUUGCCAGAAAUUCCGCUACAACUACAAGUGAUACUGAUUCUGCCAGAUCUCCAUCCACCGAACCAACUUCAAUCGAAAACUCAGUUGCUGACUUAAAGAUUGAAGAUAAGUCUAUUGAUGAUAUAGUAGAAGUCAAGGAAGAAGACACUGCUGCUACUUCAGGGGAAGCUACUGAAGAGUCUGAAGCAGAUAUUUUCAGUUCUAAAGUAAUUGCUUGUGCAAUUGACAACCCUGAAUCAUGUACUAUGUGUUCAGGUUAG